Linum tenue is the source of this 902-nucleotide messenger RNA. Lineage: Eukaryota; Viridiplantae; Streptophyta; Magnoliopsida; Malpighiales; Linaceae. The record is from the annotation of a GenBank genome assembly.
GGAAGCUUUAAAGUGUGGACUAGUCAUCGACAAGAGAAGAGAAAAGGGUUUAUCUGGAGAGUUGGAAGCCGAGAGGGAGGAGAAGGAGAUCUGAUUAACUGCGGAGCUGCGAAAAUAGAUUCGGAUCGGAAAAGGAAGAACGAUUCGAUCUCUUCGGAGGAUCGAAUAGCGAAGGAUAAGGAGAGGGGAAGAGAGAGGGAGCGGGAUAAGAGCAAGAAGAGAUCGAAGCCAAUGGCGUCCGGGGAUAAGGUCAGGGCUUCCCACAUACUGAUAAAGCACGAGGGCUCCCGACGGAAAGCUUCGUGGAAGGAUCCUGAAGGCCGUGUUAUCAUGAACACCACGAAAGAGAGCGCCAUCGCUAAGCUCGUACAGUUCCGGGAGGACAUCCUCUCUGGAAAGGCCAAGUUCGAGGACAUCGCCUCUCGCCACUCCGAUUGCAGCUCCGCCAAGCGCGGCGGCGAUCUAGGUCCAUUUGGGCGUGGGCAGAUGCAGAAGCCAUUUGAAGAUGCAACAUUUGCCCUCAAGGUUGGUGACAUAAGUGACAUAGUGGAUACCGACAGUGGUGCUCACAUCAUACUCAGAACUGCUUAGGCUACCAAGAUGAUGGAUGAAGCUCUGAGCUAUUUCUGGUUUUGCUUUGGCUUAUGGAUCUUAUUUAUGGUCUCAUUUUUCAGUGGUUAAUUCGAUUGUGGGGCAGAACUUACUGGUCCAUUCGUGUUGCUUUUCCCUCCUUUCAGUAAUGGCAAUUCGUGCGAGCUGUCAUUUCGAUGAGCAGAGAUAUGUUCAUGGUUUGGGAUUGAUUUCAGUGAAUCAGGAAUUCCAUAUUUUACAUUUUUCUGACUGUUACUUUGGGAUUCAUUGCACAAUUAUGAUUCUGGUGUUAAAGUGCUUCCCGUGACCGG